AUGACUUUAAAGCAUCGAUUGGGUGUGGUUGAUCAGAAAGUGCGCCUGCAUGGAGACGACGAAAAGCACGAACAGACGGAUGCAUGGAGUAAUCGCGAUCUGAUCCCACUCCCGCCAGAGCGGAGGACAUGGGGUUGGUUCAACUUCUUCGGGUUUUGGGCAAUUGCGUCGCUGAACCUCGCAAAUUGGCAGACCCCAAGCACAUUCUUGGUCACGGAAGCUACGGGUUUAUCCGUCCCACAGGCUAUCCUUAUCAUCGUUGUCAGCAGCAUAUUGAUCGCCCUAUUCUCUACAACCAUCGCUUGGGUUGGAUUGAAGUGGCACAUUGGCUUCACAGUACAGAACAGGUAUAGUUGGGGUAUGCGAGGAAGCUUCAUACCUUUGCUACAAAGAAUCCUACUCAACUUCAUUUGGAAUGCGGUCCAAUGUUGGAAUGGCGGCCGUUUAGUUGCUGUAUGCCUUACUGCGAUCUGGCCAUCGUACGCACGCAUGCCGAACACUUUCAGCCCUAGCUUCCCUGCCACGACGGACCAAUUCGUAGGCUUUGUCGUGUUCUGGUUCUUAUCCACCCCAUUCCUGUGGCUGCGGCCAGAGAAGUUCAAGAUUCCAUUCCUCGUAGUCUGCAUAUGGUGCGGCGUCGGCAUGUUGGCAUGGAUGAUCUGGGCAGUGGUAACUGCGAAAGGCGUAGGCCCUCUCUGGAACGCUGGCCAAACCAUCCCUUCAGGCUCCCCUUGGGGUACUUCAUGGCUCAUCAUGGCUGGCAUAAACCAAACCAUUGGCGGACUUGCUGCAGGUAUCACCAAUGGCAGCGACUUCUCACGCUAUGCACGUUCAAGGAGGCACUAUAUCCAUGGUACCAUAGCUAGCUGUGUGAUCACAAACGUCGUCGUCUCAUUGGUUGGACUGGUCACCACUGCUUCGGGACAAAAGAUUUAUGGCGAGAUCUAUUGGAACCCACCAGAUCUACUUAUGCGCAUGAUGGACAACGGGAACGGCUCAUCGCGGUCCCGUGCGGGUGUAUUCUUUCUGGCUGCAGGUUUUGCCUUCACUGCAAUGUUCGAAAACAUAUGCGGUAACGCUGUCUCUGGUGGAAUUGACCUUGCUGGUCUCUUUCCGCGUUACAUCAACAUACGUCGCGGUGCCAUUAUCACGUUUGUGGCUGCAUGGAUCGUCCAGCCAUGGCAACUCAUCAAUCGUGCCACCACUUUCAUCGCUGUCUUGUCGUCCUUCUCUGUAUUUUUGGCGCCUAUAAUUGGUAUCAUGUCAUGCGAUUACUUUCUCUUGCGAAAGAGAAGGGUUCGCCUGAGUCAUCUAUACCGAACAGAGGACUCGUCGUACUACUUCACCAAAGGCUUUAAUUGGCGGGCGAUACCGUCUUGGCUUUGUGGUUGGGCACCAACUAUUGGAGGCCUCGUCGUGACCGUCAGAGGAGAUGUUGAUCCCCCGCGGUCCUUAGUGCAACUCUACAAUAUGGCCUUCUUGAUAGGCUUCUUUAUCAGCGCCGUUGUCUUCUACAUACUCAACCUGAUCUUUCCCGUCCCUGAUAUGGACCAGAUCGAUCCCACCGAUCUAUACGGUACCUUCACGGAGAGGGAGGCCAGGCGAGCUGGUGUAUCUCCACUAGACGAUGCGCCAAUGCAGGUGGCAACACAUGGACGGCGAUCGACCGAACAUGUUGUGAUUUAUGGAGAGAAGGGUGUGUAA
This is a messenger RNA of Alternaria postmessia, 1704 nucleotides long. RefSeq lists its product as uncharacterized. NCBI's taxonomy places the organism in Eukaryota, Fungi, Ascomycota, Dothideomycetes, Pleosporales, Pleosporaceae. The record is from RefSeq and is a predicted model, not a curated record. Bases 1 to 1704 code for a protein of 567 amino acids. Gene Ontology annotation, biological process: nucleobase transport; transmembrane transport. Gene Ontology annotation, cellular component: plasma membrane. The transcript has 4 exons. Gene Ontology annotation, molecular function: nucleobase transmembrane transporter activity.